AGUAAACUCCGCCUCUUCUUCCUUUUAAAAGUAUCAGUUUCCACUGACACAAUCCUUAACUAUUUUCCUUUGUUCUUCUUCAUCUUUAUUACACAAUUUUUUUCAAGGUUUUCCAAACGAUGUCGGUUUUUGAAUCCGAGACUUCGACCUUCCACGUCUACAACAACCACGAAAUCCAAACACAACCGCAGAUGCAAACGUUUCUGUCGGAGGAGGAACCGGUAGGGAGACAAAACUCGAUUUUGUCACUAACUCUUGACGAAAUUCAGAUGAAAAGUGGUAAGAGCUUUGGAGCGAUGAACAUGGACGAGUUCCUAGCGAACUUAUGGACAACCGUUGAAGAAAACGACAACAACGGAAGAGGUGGGCCCCACCACGACCGAGAGAAACCGGCGGUGCUUCCACGUCAAGGGUCGUUGUCCCUCCCCGUGCCUUUAUGCAAGAAAACCGUGGACGAGGUUUGGCUAGAGAUACAAAACGGCGUACAACAACAUCCACCGUCGUCAAAUUCCGGUCAAAACUCCGACGAAGAUAUUCGCCGGCAACAAACUCUUGGUGAGAUCACGCUCGAGGAUUUUCUUGUUAAAGCUGGUGUUGUACAAGAACCAUUGAAGACAACGAUGAGGAUGUCGAGUUCUGAUUUUGGUUAUAACCCGGAGUUUGGAGUUGGUUUACAUUGUCAGAACCAAAACAAUUAUGGUGAUAACCGGUCGGUUUAUAGUGAUAACCGGCCGUUUUACUCGGUUUUGGGGGAAUCUUCAAGCUGUAUGACCGGGAAUGGGAGAAGUAAUCAGUAUUUAACCGGUUUAGAUGCUUUUCGGAUCAAGAAACGGAUAAUUGAUGGUCCACCUGAAAUUUUGAUGGAGCGGAGACAACGGCGGAUGAUUAAAAACCGUGAAUCUGCGGCUCGGUCUCGAGCCCGGAGACAGGCGUAUACUGUUGAAUUGGAGUUGGAACUGAACAACCUCACGGAAGAAAACACAAAGCUGAAGGAAAUUGUGGAGGAAAAUGAAAAGAAAAGAAGGCAAGAGAUAAUAAAUAGAAGCAAACAAGUGACUAAAGAGAAGAAAGGAGACAAAUUGAGAAAGAUUCGGAGGAUGGCUAGUGCAGGGUGGUAAAUAGAUAUGAGAGUUUGUGUAAUUUGCAUAUAAUAUAUUAUAUUGAUCAUUUCCAUCUAUACACAUAUAAAUAUUUGUAUCUAUUUUUUUUAUUUUGAGACAAAAGUGGAAUUUGUGUAUAUAGGAUCAUUUCUUUUUAUAUAUAUACUCAUAAGUCAUAAUGUUGUAUCUCCAGAUUUAAUUUCCAUGUUUUCUUCUUCUUCCUCCGAUGCUGAAAUUACAUCGAGAAAUCCGAUAAUUUAA
Messenger RNA from Arabidopsis lyrata subsp. lyrata, 1361 nucleotides. RefSeq names its product ABSCISIC ACID-INSENSITIVE 5-like protein 1. Gene Ontology annotation, molecular function: DNA-binding transcription factor activity. Gene Ontology annotation, biological process: positive regulation of DNA-templated transcription. Bases 120 to 1118 code for a protein of 332 amino acids. NCBI's taxonomy places the organism in Eukaryota, Viridiplantae, Streptophyta, Magnoliopsida, Brassicales, Brassicaceae. The record is from RefSeq and is a predicted model, not a curated record. The transcript has 5 exons. Gene Ontology annotation, cellular component: nucleus.